AUGGCGACCCGUAGGGCGACUCGCCUGGACGACAUCGCCUCAAUGAGUAGUUGUCGAUCAGAUCCCGUUGAUUCCUUUAAAUCUCAGCAAGAGCAGCGAUUGGACGACGAGGAGGAAGCCAUUCGCCUCCUUACGCGAUUGGAACGGAGUCUAGAAGCGGCUGCUGACGUGGCAGCCGUUGAAACAGCGGUCGCCGCUUUGCUGGCACCAAACGUACGCGCUGGAGCGUCGGCUGUAGCAUCGGCUGUAGUGGAUCGUGCGAGCAACGCGAUUGACGGAAUCGGAUAUGAAGCGUUCUCCACGGGCGGGAGAGACCCCGCCGUGACAGAAGCGAGGGCACCGAUAUUGUCACCUCUACGCGUGCUACUAUCGGACCACCUCGCGGCGCUCUCGCAGCUGCUCCUGUUCCACGCCCUCCUCCCCCUCCUCUCCGCCUCCGCCUCCCCCUCCGCCUACGCUGCUUCCACGGACGUGGAGUUGCUUGGGGGGGAAGAUGGGGGGAGAGAAUUGUGGGGAAAAGAUGCGGAGGGGAGUGAGGGAAAGGAUGUUAGCAUCAGUGGCGGUGCUUCUACCGCUGAUGGUGGUGGUGGAGGGGUGUGUGGGAGGGUGGCGCAGGCGAAAAGGAGCAGCGUUGCACGCAAGGAGGCUGAGAGGCUACUCCUCCUCACAAUCUUUGGCUCGCCUGACGGCCCCACAGCGCAAGCAGUCCGGCCAGGCGGGUUAGAGGGCACGCCUGCAUCUUCUACCCCUGACACGUGUCCAAAUGUUACUGGAGCAGGGAUCAUGCAGGCGUCACCGCAUGCUCCUUCUUCCCUGCGUGCCCCGUACGUGUGCUCUCCUUCCUACCCUCUUCCUCACUGCCCCGCGUGCCCCAUACGUGUGCUCCCCUUCCUACCCUCUUCCUCACUGCCCCGCGUGCCCCGCACGUGUGCUCCCCUUCCUACCCUCUUCCUCACUGCCCCGCGUGCCCCUCACUUCGUCGCGUCUCUCAUCCGCCGAUCUCUCACCACCACUGCCACCAUCGCUGCUUCUCGCUCCUCCUCCUCACCACCUCCCGUCUCGCCCCCCUCCCAACCAACAAGCGUCUCCCCAGAGGCGUUCGUAGGGCAGCUGGUGGCCAGGCUGUGCCGCAGGGGGCAUGCGGGUGAGUGUGUUUUUGUGACGUCUCAAAAUCACUCUUCCCUUCUCUUCCCUUCUCUUUCCUUCUCUUCCCUUCUCUUCCCUUCUCUUUCCUUCUCUUCCCUUCUCUUCCCUUCUCUUUCCUUCUCUUCCCUUCUCUUUCCUUCUCUUCCCGUCUCUUUCCUUCUCUUUCCUUCUCUUUCCUUCUCUUCCCUUCUCUUUGCUUCUCUUCCCUUCUCUUCCCUUCUCUUUCCUUCCUUCUCUUCCUUUCUCUUCCCUUUUCUUCCCUUAUCUUUCCUUCCUUCUCUUCUCUUCUCUUCUCUUCCCUUCUAUUCCCUUCUCCCUCUCUGCUUGCCUUAUUGCACCCCUCCCGCAGCAACGGUGGCAUCCGAGCUCAUCCACACAGUCAUCCGACAGCUGGCACACGCCAUGUUCCUGUUCACGUCUCACCUCCUCACUUGCUCCCCUCUUCCCCUCCCCUGCCUGCCUUGGAUUGUCACCCUUCUCUCUUCCUCCUCCUCGUCACCCUCUGCUGACGAUUCCGCUGCACUCGAGCCAAUGGGGCUGUGCCACGUGGCACUAGAGCAUGUGCUGCGCCUGUGGAGCUCAGCGGCUAUCGUCCAAUCAGCAUCCAUGGAGAAGCAGAUCUAUGUGACAGCAGCAGCAGGAUUCCUCCUCUCCCUCCCUCGCCACUCACAAGCAGCACCGUCUGCAUCCUCCGCACGUCACUCCCACCCGCCCCUUCGCCUACACCCAUCGCAGCUCACGUUGCUUCUCAAGGGCGUAUCCAAGUUUGCAUACGAGCGAGGGGUAGGCGAUGAGGAGGAGGGGAAAAGUGGAGGGAGAGGAAGUGGGGGGAGUGCAGCUGCUGCUGUUGAGUUGACUAAAGAGGAGGCCAUUGCUGCUGCUCUUGAUUUUGCACGUGGAUGGGACAUUGGGGGGGUGGUGGGGCAGGAGUGUCAGGAGGAGAAAAAGGGAGGGGAAGGGGCGAAGGAGGCUGGUAGAGAUGGUAGGGGAGGCGAGAAUAGGGAAGUGGAGGAGGUAAAAAGAGAGGGGGAGCUGGAUGAGGAGGAUGAAGAGAGUGAGGAAGGGAGUGAGGAAGGGAGAGAGGAGGAGAGUGAGGAAGAGUGGAGUGAGGAGGACUGGGAUGAGGAGGAAGAGGAGAGUGAUGAGGAGUCAGACGAGGACGAGGAGGAUGAGAGGAGUGCGGGCAUGGGCAUGGGAGUGGGCAUGGGAGUGGGCAUGGGAGUGGGUGUGGGCAUGAGUGGGGAGGGGGGUGGAAUGGCGGCACCCAUGCAGCUGCGCUACAGUGCGGCAGACCUGAGGAAGGCAGAUGACGUCAGUGCGAUGGAGCAAGCGCUUCUGUCCCUUGAACCAAUGAUCCGCUGCCAACCGGACGAGCUGGAUGACGUGGCAGCUGAGCUGGCACGCUCCCUUAUCCACAUGCAAUGCCAGUUCCUCCUGAAAGGGGAAGAUGGCGAGGGGGAGGCAGGGGACGAGGGAGAGGAGGAGAUUGGGAGUGGGAGUGAGGAGGGGGGAGAAGGGGAGGUAGCGGAGUGUGAGGUAGAAGAGUGGAGCUCUUUCGGUAAUAAGAAGGGCAGAGGAGAAGAAAGAGGGGCAAAGCAACGGAAGGGAGGCAGCAUGCAAGGCGGAGGGGAAAGGGAAGGAGGGCAGAGAGCAAUGGGAGCGGAGGAGAGGCGGAGAGCAGCGCUGGUGGCUCUGGUUGUCUUUUCCCCGGUGGCAUCUCUCGAGGUGCUUCUGGGGGAGGUGUUUUCUGCCCACGUGGACCUGAGUCAGCGCCUUCUCAUCCUGGACGUCCUUGAAGCGGCUGCUAUUGAACUCGCCUCCUACUCCUCCUCCGCCUCCCCUUCCUCCUCUUCUUCUUCUGCUGCUGCCACACUCGCUCAACCACUCUCUUCCUCCUCGCUUUCCUCCUCUCGUUCACACACUCCCUUGAUAGUGGAGAUUCACACUGGGCCGACACCUUGGGAUCAUCCCGCACACUCCCUCUCCCCUUCCCCUCCCGGUGCUGGUAAAUGGGUUCAGCUGCCCGGGAUUAUGCCGGGAGAUCUCGGGCAGCCCGAGAUGGCGAAGGCAAUCUUAGCAGCAGCAGAUUUAGGAGGGUUCGGUCUGACUGGGCUCGCGGGCAGCUGGACAAAAAGUUUCACAAGAGACCUGCCCCGGCGCCCUGGUGACCGCAUCCUCGGGCAGGAGAAACGAACCUCUAAAACAAUCGAAUCUGCAAGAGAGAAGCUUCAAGGAAGCAGCGGUCAGAACCAGCAGCUGCACAGUCAGCGCGAUGUGUCCACGUGUACCCCUCCACGCGUGCGAUUUGCUGACGUGGCGGCGGGGUUCAUGCUGCCGCUGAUGCGAGCGUACGACAGGCAGAGCCACGGGGUGGACUGGGUGGGGAGGGACUUCGUUGUUCUCGCGCGCGUGCUGCUGCUUCUCGGGAAGUGCCUGCGCCUCCUCGCCCCUUCACCUGCUCUGCUCCCCCUCGCCGCUGCUCUUCUCGAAUUCCUCAACGCAAGUCCCAUCGCCCAGCAUCCAGAGCCCUACGUGCAGCGCUGUGCCAUCUUCGCUGCAGCCUCACUGCUCCUCUCGCUGCCCCCUGCUGCCGUCGCAGCCCAAGGGCUUCUCCUUUCCUCCGCCGCUGCCUCUGCUUCUGUUUCUUCUGGAGCUACCACAACCAUUGGCUUUGGCGCUAUUGCUGCUGUUGCUGCUGGUCCUGGGGGUGGUGGUGCUGGGGGUGCGGGCGUGGGGUUGUCAGGGAUGCUGCGGGUGAUGGCAGUGUGGUUGGGGAGACUGGCGGAGGAGAGUGGUGACGAGCAGACCAAAGGGAUGGCCUUUGGGUGCCUCCAGCUGUACGACGAUUUCGCCAGGGCGUGCCUGCAAGCAGUGCUUGGCACACCGUUUGAGGCGCCUCAAAAACCGCCUCACAUUUCCCUGCCCUCACACCUACUCCUGCUGCUCUCACACCUCCUCGGGCUGCCCUCACAUCCGCCUGCUGUUGUUUCUUGA
Closterium sp. NIES-65 is the source of this 4140-nucleotide messenger RNA. The record is from the annotation of a GenBank genome assembly. Lineage: Eukaryota; Viridiplantae; Streptophyta; Zygnematophyceae; Desmidiales; Closteriaceae.